CCGAAGUCACUGAUUCCGGUUAUCUCGACUUCCCUCAAUGUCGGCAUGGCUAUUGGCGCAUGGAUCACAGUUAUCCCGUUCGCCAACGUUGCAUACCCGGGACCUGCGGUUGCAAUAUGGUUCAAGGACUUUUUCAAGCCUGGUUUCAUCGGAAUCACCUCUCUCAGUGCAGUGACAAUCGCAUCGGGAAUCCGAUCGGCUCGUGUUCGGGAUCAAUCGGGGUCAGCAGAGGGUCAGCCCAAGGCAAAAGCAGCCUCGCGAUGGGCAAUUGCUGGCCUCAUCUUCACGCUCGUUCAUUUCGGCUUUGGAAACUCUGUGCUCGCAAUUAUGGACCGUAUUCUUUCGAACCCGGAAUUGGCACAAGGCGAAAUGGCUGGUUGGAUCAAGUUGCAUACAGUGAGAACGCUUACAACAGAUGUGCCAGCUUGGCUAUGCUUUAUUGGAGCGUUACUCUCUGAGUUGUAG
This is a messenger RNA of Trichoderma virens Gv29-8, 465 nucleotides long. RefSeq lists its product as uncharacterized. NCBI's taxonomy places the organism in Eukaryota, Fungi, Ascomycota, Sordariomycetes, Hypocreales, Hypocreaceae. The record is from RefSeq and is a predicted model, not a curated record. The annotation marks the transcript as partial. The transcript has 2 exons.